UUAGGUAGUUAUUACUAGCAAGAGUGGAGAGAUUUUGUAUCGUAUUUCACCAUGGGCAAAGUAUGUGGCUCGUGAAGGUGGUAAUGUGAAUUAUGAUUGGAUAUGCUGGGAUCCCGAACAUCCAUAUAAAUUUAAGCAUUCCAGACCAAAGAAGCCAAAAAGUGUAAGAAUUUAUGAAUCUCAUGUGGGAAUUUCUUCCCAUGAAGGAAAAAUAGCUUCUUAUAAACAUUUUACUUGCAAUGUACUACCAAGAAUCAAAGACCUUGGAUACAACUGUAUUCAAUUGAUGGCAAUCAUGGAGCAUGCUUACUAUGCCAGUUUUGGGUACCAAAUCACAAGCUUUUUUGCAGCUUCAAGUCGUUAUGGAACACCUGAAGAACUAAAAGAACUAGUCGAUACAGCUCAUUCAAUGGGGAUCACAGUCCUCUUAGAUGUGGUACACAGCCAUGCUUCAAAAAAUUCAGAAGAUGGAUUGAAUAUGUUUGAUGGAACUGAUUCCUGUUAUUUUCAUUCUGGACCUAGAGGGACUCAUGAUCUUUGGGACAGUAAAUUGUUUGCCUAUUCCAACUGGGAAGUUUUAAGAUUCCUUCUGUCCAACAUAAGAUGGUGGUUGGAAGAAUAUUGCUUUGAUGGAUUUCGUUUUGAUGGUGUUACAUCCAUGCUGUAUCAUCACCAUGGAAUGGGUCAAAGUUUUUCAGGUGAUUACAAUGAAUAUUUUGGACUACAAGUUGAUGAAGAUGCCUUGACUUAUCUCAUGUUGGCAAAUCAUUUGAUUCAUACAUUGUAUCCAGAUUCCAUAACAAUAGCUGAGGAUGUAUCAGGAAUGCCGGCUCUGUGUUCUCCAAUUUCCCAGGGAGGUGGUGGUUUUGACUAUCGAUUAGCGAUGGCAAUUCCAGAUAAAUGGAUCCAGCUCAUUAAAGAAUUUAAAGAUGAAGAUUGGAAUAUGGGCAAUAUAGUAUACACUCUCACAAAUAGACGCUAUCUUGAAAAGUGCAUUGCUUAUGCAGAGAGCCAUGAUCAGGCACUGGUUGGUGAUAAGACACUGGCAUUUUGGUUGAUGGAUGCUGAAAUGUAUACAAACAUGAGUGUUCUAGCUCCUUUUACUCCAGUUAUUGAUCGUGGAAUACAGCUUCAUAAAAUGAUUCGACUCAUUACUCAUGCACUUGGAGGAGAAGGCUAUCUCAAUUUUAUGGGUAAUGAAUUUGGGCAUCCUGAAUGGUUAGAUUUCCCAAGGAAAGGAAAUAAUGAGAGUUACCAUUAUGCCAGAAGGCAGUUUCAUUUAACCGAUGAUGACCUUCUUCGCUAUAAAUUCCUAAAUAACUUUGACAGGGAUAUGAAUAGAUUGGAAGAAAGAUGUGGUUGGCUUUCAGCUCCACAGGCCUUUGUGAGUGAAAAGCAUGAGGGAAACAAGAUUAUAGCUUUUGAGAGAGCAGGUCUUCUUUUUAUUUUCAACUUCCACCCAAACAAGAGCUACACUGAUUACCGAGUUGGAACAGCAUUACCAGGAAAAUUCAAAAUUGUGCUAGAUUCAGAUGCAGCAGAAUAUGGAGGACACCAGAGACUGGACCACAAUACUGAUUUCUUUUCUGAGCCUUUAGAACACAAUGGACGUCACUAUUCUCUUUUGGUGUACAUUCCAAGCCGAGUGGCCCUCAUCCUUCAGAAUGUAGAUCUGCCUAACUGAAGAGGCCUGAUUUCAGCUCCACCACAUGCAUAUGUGAGCUUUGUUUGCUUCUUCUGUCACAGAAUUUAUAAUUUAUAAGUUUUUCAAAAUACAGUUUGUUUAGCCAAAUCAGAUUGAAAUUAUUGCAUAUACCAAUAUGUAUAUACAACUUGAAAACAAUAGGUGAGGGAGUGUAUUUCAAAUUUUAAGGAUACAAAUUUCCAAGCCAUUUGAGCAGCUAGAAAUCAUGUAUUAAAAAUGUUAUACUUUGCAUCCAUUUAUGUGAUCCUUUCUGAUUUCAAAUUUGAACUAUUCAUUAUGUAUAGUUAUUUCGAUUGAAUGUAUACAGAUGGAUAUUUGGUGGCCUUAUUUGUUCUAAUAUCUAUUGGCCUAAGUUUGUUUCUCUGCUUUUACAAAUUGCAUUAAUAAAUAUUGUAAUAAUAUGGAGUGAUAAUAUAAAAUUAAGAAUUAUAUCAAAGAUAAUGUAAGAACCUUACCUAUCAACUUACUCAUGGCUUGUAUUGCAUUAAAUUUUAUCUUGUGAUCUCCUGUUCACAUAGUAUUUUGGUAGAUGCUGAUAGUCUUUCUGAAUACCUAAAAUGACAAUUGUAUUAUUUCAGCAAACGUCUUUUCCUUUUGAUCAAUAAAAAUAAAUUUGCAAGAUUGCCUUCA
This is a messenger RNA of Ictidomys tridecemlineatus (thirteen-lined ground squirrel), 2335 nucleotides long. NCBI's taxonomy places the organism in Eukaryota, Metazoa, Chordata, Mammalia, Rodentia, Sciuridae. The record is from RefSeq and is a predicted model, not a curated record.